This is a messenger RNA of Thalassophryne amazonica, 2266 nucleotides long. It is a transcript of the gene marchf8, whose product is annotated as membrane-associated ring finger (C3HC4) 8. Lineage: Eukaryota; Metazoa; Chordata; Actinopteri; Batrachoidiformes; Batrachoididae. Bases 353 to 1216 code for a protein of 287 amino acids. The transcript has 8 exons. Gene Ontology annotation, cellular component: late endosome membrane; cytoplasm; early endosome membrane. Gene Ontology annotation, molecular function: MHC protein binding; ubiquitin protein ligase activity; zinc ion binding. Gene Ontology annotation, biological process: antigen processing and presentation of peptide antigen via MHC class II; immune response; protein polyubiquitination. The record is from RefSeq and is a predicted model, not a curated record.
CCGCACACAGCUGCUCAGAGGAAAUUAAAAAAAACAAAAAACCGUCGCCGUUCGGUGGCAAACGCUGGUGAGUGCUUCGUUUCUUUGUUCCGGAGCGACAUUUGCGGCUCUGCGUCCGUGAAGUCCUCACUGUGGGAAUUUUGUCGGGAUUACCGACGUCUGACGGACGGACAGACAGGACGCACGGGGAGUUGCGAUAAUUUACAAUUUUAUCGAGCGUUGGUCUUCCGGGACGUCCUUUUGUCACUGAGGGUGGUGCAGGUGAGGCAUCACAGUUUCGACCAUCAUGCUCGCUACUGUGGCAGCAGCGCUGGAAGUGUGUGUGUGAGUCUCCCUGGUCGAGCCUGCAGGGAUGAACAUGCCACUGCAUCAAAUCUCCGUCAUCCCCCGUGAUGUGACCUCAUCGAGGGUGUCGGGCAGUGGGAAAGCAAAGGACAAGGACAAGCAGAAUGAGAAGCCGAUGGGUCACUCUGCAAGCAGGUCCAGUAAUAUAUCAAAGGCGGGGAGUCCGACUUCUGUCAAUGCUCCAUGCAGCUUCUCAAGGACGUCAGUUUCUCCUUCCAGCCAAGACAUCUGCAGGAUUUGUCACUGUGAGGGGGAUGAAGAGAGCCCUCUGAUCACACCGUGUCACUGCACGGGAAGCCUGCGCUUCGUCCAUCAGGCCUGUCUGCAGCAAUGGAUCAAGAGCUCAGACACUCGCUGCUGCGAGCUCUGCAAGUAUGAAUUCAUCAUGGAGACCAAGCUAAAACCACUGCGCAAGUGGGAGAAGCUACAGAUGACGUCAGGUGAGAGAAGGAAGAUCAUGUGUUCGGUCACCUUCCACGUCAUCGCCAUCACCUGCGUCGUGUGGUCACUCUACGUUCUCAUUGACAGGACAGCAGAGGAAAUCAAAAUAGCCGGAAGAAUCCCAGGGAUCCUGGAAUGGCCUUUCUGGACAAAGCUGGUGGUGGUGGCCAUUGGCUUUACAGGCGGACUGGUGUUCAUGUACGUUCAGUGCAAAGUCUACAUUCAUCUAUGGAGGAGACUGAAGGCUUACAACCGGGUCAUAUACGUCCAAAACAGGCCUGAUACUUGUAAAAAGCUGGCGCUGGAGAAGCCACCUCUGCUGGAGCCAAGUCUGGAGAGCAAGGAGGCCCUAGCCCCCACCCAGUCAGACACUAACUCCUCCCAGUACACAGAGACAGAGGACUACAGUAUGGAUGUGCUCCACGUGUGACGGCCAGUCCCAAACGGUGCACGUUACAGGCCCCUCCCCAUAUAUUACACAAACAGGCCGAACAGGAGGAGGAGCGAGCCACCAUCCCGCUCUGGUACAUCUGAAAUUGUGUGAACUCCAUCCAAAGGCGGGGUCAGACUGAGACAACCUGUCAGGAUUGCGUGAGGACACCUGUGCACGUGUCACCAUUCCUUUGUUCACCCCUACACCGGCACCCGUCACCUCCUUCAGGUUCUGUUCUUAUUAUAAAUGUCAGCGGAGGUCUGGACCAUUCCACUCUACUCUGCUCACACAUGCAUGUGCACCUCUAGGAGAGCACGAUUGAGACUCUCAAACAGCUCUGGAAGGUCUAAAUGUCUGAUGCGUGGUUUGUUUGCUUGUGGGUUUGUUUGUUUGAUUUAUUUGUUUGUACCUCCUGUGUGUGGGGGGCUAAAGCUGCCAUGGAUCCCCUGAUCUAGGGCUUUACUGUGGAUCUCUGAAACAUUCCAGCUACUGCCACCAGUGUCACAGCUUUCUGAGUCUGUGCACAUCCACCAUCGGACAGAUCGGUUGGACCCCUGCCGGUUUGGAGGCCAGCGGGUGUCUGUUCUUACAUGCAUCAGAGCACUUUGUUUUCUGCCCACAAAUUCCCCCUUUCCUCUUCUUAUUUCUUUAAUAUACAUUCUUCUGUCAUGCAAGAGGAGAGCACAAUAACUCCAAAUGUUUCUUGAUUUGACUUUGCACUUCCUUAUACAUACAUGCACACACACGUGUACUGUGUGCCCUCUGGAUGACAAAACAGAAAUAAGGGAAGGAAAUGUAAUUCUUCCCAGAUGGAACUUGGAGGGUUUUUUUUUUUUUUUUUUGGUUUGUUUGUUUGUUUUAGUCAAACAGGGAAGUUGGUUCUAAACAUGACAUGUGAUUGCUAAAUUCUGUUUUGGCGCAGGCUCGUAGCUCCAACGAUGCUUUCAGAUGGCGGAAAAGUCCGGCCACAUGACCCCUCUACCCCAAAGUGAACUUUCUGAAGGCUCUGAGAAUGUAAACUUUUUAAAUAAGAAUAAAAAUAUAUAU